CCAUGGCUGAGACACGUGGAUUUUUAAAGAAUACACUCAAGAAACAAACUCAGACGUACACACAGGUCCAGUUACAACAGCCUACAAAUAUGCACCAAUCAGUCAGAUCAGAUAUGAGGAGCUCCCCUGCUCUCCUUGCAAGCUGCAGAAGUCAGCUGUGCACUAGAUGGCACUUCUGUACAACCAGUAGCCUUCACAUGUCAUCAAUGACUGACAGAAAAGAGAGUGACAACAUACAAAGACUAGAUAUUUGUUCAGAGAGCACAGAAGAGAGAAAAGAAGAGGAACCUCUGACCCAACAGGAAGCCAUCAUGGACGACACAGCGGAUCCGUUUUCUGAUGUUGAUUUGUGGCAAAACGACAGCUUCAUGUUCAAUAUGACGGCUGCUAACACCAGCUCUACUGCUUUCAAGCCUCUUUUGCCGCCUACAAUGGACAAAAUCAUCAACAUACUUUUAAUAGUCCUCUUAUUCAUCACCAUGGUCUCACUGGGAUGCACCAUGGAGGUGUCCAAGAUCAAGCGUCACAUAGUGAAACCUAAGGGAGUGGUGAUAGCAGUGUUGGCCCAGUAUGGUAUCAUGCCUCUCACAGCGUUUUGCUUAGCUAAGGCGUUCCAGCUGGCUGAAAUGACUGCUGUGACGGUGUUGAUCUGUGGAUGCUGUCCAGGAGGGACCCUCUCCAACCUCCUGGCCCUGGCUCUGCAGGGGGACAUGAACCUCAGCAUUGUGAUGACUUCCUGCUCCACGUUGUUGGCUCUGGGCAUGAUGCCGCUGCUGCUCUACCUCUACUGUCAGAGCUUUGCCAAUGUGCAGAACGCUGUGCCCUAUGUUGACAUCAUUAUAGCACUGUUCACGAUCCUCAUACCCUGUGGUAUCGGCAUCCUCAUCAACUACUACAGGCCACAGUACUCUAAGACCAUCACAAAGGUCGGCCUCUCUAUAUCGAUGAUUUCUGUCACGGUGAUCGGCAUCUUUACCUGCACUGAAAUCGGAGGCGCCAUAUUCACCGUGCUGAAUCCUCCCGUCAUCGCCAUCGGUGCUCUCAUGCCCUUCAUAGGCUACACUUUCGGCUACAUCAUCUCCUCGCUCUUCAAACUCAACCAGUCGGAACGGAGAACCGUUGCUAUGGAAACAGGCUGUCAGAACACCCAGCUGUGCGCCACCAUUCUGAAGAUGGCCUUUACUCCAGCGACAAUAGGCCCUCUGUUUCUUUUCCCCAUCUUCUACCUGUCCUUCCAGCUGACGGAGGGGGUGCUGCUCGUCGUGCUGUUCAGAUGUCACCAAAGGUUCACACGGAAAGAGAAAAACACGUACCAGCCAACAACUACUGAAGAGGAGUUGAAAUCACCUACAGAGGCGUCUGUAUGAUGGACAGACCUCAAAACACCCAAAUUCCGUCUACAGACGUGAACGCUUACUGAGUAAGAAAAGACUUGUGGGUCACUGAAAGGACUCCUGCUCUACUUGAAGCAUAUGAAGGAUGUAUAACUGCAGGGAAACCGUUUUGUGCUGUACAUGUCAAUUUGAAAUUGUUAGUAUCGCAACUUAUUAUCAAAGCACUAAUAAACACAAAGUGCGUGAUUUUGUUAAAAUGAUUUUAUUGUUAAGUCACUUGUCUUCCUACACCAUACAAACAUCCAUAUUUUUCACUGAAAAUAAAACCCUUAUGUACAAAAUGUUUUUGUGUUUGUUUUUUUCCCCCAAACUUGUCUAUUUGUCCAUUUGAACCACAUUAACAGUCACAGUACCAACAAGUAUUCUUGGAAUUACAUUUAAACACUUAAAACAAAAGUCUGCAAUGCUGUACACAAACCCCGAAUCCAAAACCAAAAAAAAAAUAUAUUUAUAUAUAUACGCUUUCAUAACAGUAAAAUAAACCAUAUUAUGUAAGCAACACUGUUUUAAGUGUUGAAAUUAGAGUUGAUCAUAACCUGAACAGUUAUGCAUCUCACAACAAAAAUGUCACUCAAACUAAAUUUUUAAGAUCCAUGAAAAUAACAGUUUCUUUUUUUUAUCUGGUAGAACAAUGUGCAUUAUUGUACACAGCUGCCAAUGCCAGUCAUAAUGCUGCUUGUGUAUGAGCUUUAAACAAAAAUUUAAAUAUUUUAAAUAACAGGAUUUGAAAUAGUGAUCAAACAACUAUGUAGUCAUAAAGAUCACAUGCCAUCUGUGGUGGGUACAGUAGGUCGAAAAAUAGGGGAGAAGAGGUGAAAAACAUGAGCGAUAAGGACAUAAUUGAAAAAUUCUUCCACUGACAAGCAAAAACAAGCAAAAGUAUCACAAAAAAAAAAGUAAAUAAAGUGGUCACACUACAUAUCAAAAGCAUCCAGGUACUGUUGAAAAAUACAGAUUCCCUCUUCAAAGUCUGUCAAAGUGUAGAGCUUCGUAACUUUACAAGCCCAAAAAAGUGAAACCCGACACUGGUUCACUUGUGCAUUUUUAUUUAUUUUUUUGACAGACAGUGGUGUGUGUCUCGUUGUAAAAACAGGGAUGGAUAAAUUCGGAGGUGAGGGGUCACUGGGUGUAAACAUAACAAGCCUUAUUAUUUACAAAUCGUUUCCAUGGGCCCAGGAAGGAUUCAUACUCGAUGGGUAAUGACGGAAAAUGACGAACAGCUUCACUGUCUAACGAGUGUCUCCUGUUAAGCUGGUUUAAUUUAAAUGCCCUACGAUGAAAAUGGACCAUCUGACUUAAUAUGUAUCAGUCAUUCCUGUCUGAUGUGUCUUGUGGAUAGUU
Molecule: messenger RNA, 2735 nt
Organism: Thunnus maccoyii (southern bluefin tuna)
Lineage: Eukaryota; Metazoa; Chordata; Actinopteri; Scombriformes; Scombridae
Gene: slc10a1
Product: solute carrier family 10 member 1
Exons: 9
Coding region: 3-1367 (454 amino acids)
Biological process (GO): bile acid and bile salt transport
Cellular component (GO): membrane
Molecular function (GO): bile acid:sodium symporter activity
Source: RefSeq, a predicted model, not a curated record